AUGUUCCCAAUGAAUGAAGCUUUUUGUUUUCUCUGGAUUUCCUCUGCUUUCAUUUUUGUCCUGGGUCAUCAAGAAUCAGAAGCUUUUCGAUGUGACAGUGGGGUCUCCUUGCCUCCUGACAAUGUGUGUGACUUCACAGACCAGUGUGGGGACGGCAGUGAUGAGCAGCAAUGCUCCAACUACGAAAGGUGUGACUUUGAGGAAGGCUUCUGUGGUAUGGAACAAGAUCAAAGCCCGCAACUUGGUUGGACAAAGAGAAGUGGGAUGACUGGCGUAUCGCCCCCGUUUCGUGAUCACAACGGGAAUAUGUCUGCCCACUUCCUCUCUCUGGUGUGCAGAGCGAAUUCCACUUCCUCAGCCCUAAGGAGCAGAGUUUUCCUCUCCACUAAUGACACCCAUGCUUGUCAGAUUACAUUUUACUACUUCUUAAGCCACAUGGGUGGCAAGUUGACGGCAGGUCUUCAAAGUAGAUGCGGUGAUCCCCUUCAGCAUGUGUGGCAAAACACAGCUGGGCUCCCAAAUCAGUGGCAGAGAAAUGUCAUAAAAAUCCAGAGCUCAGAGAAAUUUCAGGUUGUUUUUCAAGGUCAAGUGAUUGCCACCCAUGAACAGGAUGAAGUCAUAGCUAUUGAUGACAUAUCUUUCAGUCCAGGCUGCUUGGCCGCAGAUGAUGAAAUGUUACCAUGUCAAGAAGCAUCAAAUACGGAAGAACAGCUCUGUCCUCUGGAUACAGAUCUCUGCAGAACUGAUUCUACAGAUGAAGAACUGAGAUGGUGUCACAACUGUGGAUUUGACUUUGACUUGUGUGACAGGAAGUCAGAGGCAUCUGCUGGGCAAAUUUCCUGGAUGUGCACCAAAGCAAGUGAGAUUCCUACAUUAGAAUCUGCACCUCAGCGGGACCACAAUAUCAGUGAAGAAGACCGCUAUGUAUGGGUCGGGGCAAAGCAUCCUUUUGCUCUCAGCCAUGCGGACAGCACUGCUUAUUUAAACAGCUCUGUGUGUCACUGCUUGGGCAGGAGAUGCCAUCUUCAAUUCUAUUACUCCAUGGACAGCAGUAUUCUAAGAGUGGGACUAUAUAACAACGAGGAAGAAGAAACAUUUUGGACAUACAAUACAUCAACUCAGAGCAAAUGGGUGAAAGCAGACAUGUUAAUACCAGAAGGUCUGAAGACAUUUAAGAUUGUUUUUGAAGGGGUCAUUCUGAACCAGAGAAGUUUUAUUGGACUUGAUCGGCUGUCGGUCUAUGCCUGUGGACGGAACCGCUCCAGACAGCUUUGCUCUGGGGAUGAAUUCCCUUGCGCCAGUGGCCAGUGCAUUGCCCAGGAAUCCGUCUGUGACUCUCGGCGGGACUGCUGGGAUGCGAGUGAUGAAGACCCAUCAACUUGCUCAAACCAUCACACCUGUGACUUUGAGUCUGGUUUCUGCAGCUGGGAGCCGCUUUUCACAGAAGAUUCACAGUGGGAACUGGUGAAAGGACUGAGCAGUGGAGAACAUCGUUUUUCCAAAGAUAAUCACACAGCAAACACAAAUCAUGGCUCAUAUAUUCGUUUUGGGGCACAUCAGUUACCUGGAGUGGCCAAGCUUGCAAGCCCCGUCCUUACAAAAUUGCUCCCUGCAUCUUCACCAUGUCAGGUGCAGUUUUGGUAUCGUUUGUCCGAGCACUCUCUCCUCUCAGUGUUUACAAGAACACUGAGUGGAAAUUUGCAAAAGCAGGGCGAAAUCAUCAGAUUCUCUGAAUCUCAGUGGAGCCAAGCAAAGAUCAGCCUCUCUCUGAAAGCUGAACAAUCCAUUCUGCCCUUUCAGCUAAUUCUAGAAGGUACUGUUUUUUCACUGAAUGCUACAGUUGCACUGGAUGACAUCACUAUAUCAAAGGAAUGUGAAGUUGCCUUUAAGACACUUUCAGGUACCAGCGUGCAAAACAAAGUUUCCGAUUGCGAUUUUGAAGCCAGCAACUGUCGAUGGUUUGAAGCAGUCAGUGGUGACCAUUUUGACUGGAUACGGAGCUCCCCAAGUGACCUUGGUGUUGACUUUGAGAAUCAGGCCCCUCUUACGGAUCAUACUCACAACACAGUAUCAGGGCAUUUUAUGUUCAUUCUGAAGAAUAGCAGCAGCUUGUUCCAAGUUGCUAAACUGCAGAGUCCAACUUUCAGCCAAACAGGACCUGGCUGUAUGCUUUAUUUCUGGUUUUAUAACUACGGCUUCUCUGUGGGAGCCGCUGAGCUAGAGCUCCACGUGGAAAACUCCAAUGACUCAGCUGUCCUCUGGAGGGUGUUGUACAACCAAGGCAAACAGUGGUCAGAGGCAGCCAUCCAGCUAGGGCGCCUCACUCAGCCCUUCUAUUUGUCGCUAGAUAAAGUCAGUCUGGGCAUUUAUGAUGGGGUCUCAGCUAUUGAUGACAUCAGAUUUGAAAACUGUGCUCUUCCUCUUCCUGCUGAGAGCUGUGAGUCACCAGACCAUUUUUGGUGUGGGCACACCAAGGCCUGCGUGGAAAAGGCUCAGCUGUGUGAUUUCGUGGAUGACUGCGGUGAUUGGACUGAUGAAGUUAACUGUGAACCUGAACUCCAGUGUAACUUUGAAAGUGGAAUUUGUAACUGGGAACAAGACACAGAAGAUGACUUUGACUGGACCAGGAUCCAGGGUCCAACUUCAACCAUUAAUACAGGGCCAAUGAAAGACCAUACUUUGGGCAUGGUGCAAGGGCACUACCUCUACAUAGAAUCUUCAGAGCCCCAGGUUUUCCAGAACAGUGCUGUGCUGCUCAGCCCGGUGUUCAAUGCCACUGAUUCCAGCGGCUGCAUCUUCCGCCUCUACUAUCACAUGUUCGGAAAGCACAUUUACAGGCUGGCUGUCUACCAGCGGGUCUGGAGUAAUUCAAGAGGGAAGCUUCUAUGGGAGAUAUUUGGAGAUCAAGGCAACAGAUGGAUGAGAAAACUCCUCAACAUUUCCAGCAGGCAGCCCUUUCAGAUAUUGGUGGAGGCUUCAGUGGGAGACGGCUUCACCGGAGAUAUUGCAAUUGAUGAUCUGUCCUUCAUGGGCUGCACCCUCCAUCCAGGUAAUUUGCCAGUAGACCUUCCAACUCCACCAGAAACUUCAAUUCCUGUAACAUUACCUCCGCACAACUGCACAGAUAGUGAAUUUGUCUGCAGAACUGAUGGUAAUUGUGUUGAAAAAUUCCAGAAAUGUGAUUUUAGAUAUGACUGCCCUGACAAAUCAGAUGAAUCAUUCUGUGUUAUGGAUGUUUGCACAUUUGAAAAACGAAGCUUGUGUAAGUGGUAUCAGCCAAUCCCAGGAGAUUUACUUCAAGAUUCAAACACAUUCAGGUGGGACCUUGGGAAAGGGAUCAGUAUACACCAUGGAGAAGAAAACCACAGGCCAGCUGUAGAUCAUACAAAAAACACCACAGAAGGCUGGUAUCUGUAUGCUGAUAGUUCAAAUGGGAAAUUUGGUGACAUUGCUGACCUCUUCACUCCCGUCAUUUCACUCACGGGACCAAAAUGUACCUUGGUCUUCUGGACUUAUAUGAAUGGUGCCACAGUGGGUUCGCUCCAGGUACUCAUCAAGAAAGGCAAUGUGACUUCUAAAGUGUGGGCUCAAACUGGACAGCAAGGUGCACAGUGGAGAAAAGUAGAAGUAUUUUUAGGCAUUCACUCCUAUACACAGAUUGUCUUGAGAGCAAAACGUGGUGUCAGUUACAUAGGCGAUAUAACAGUGGAUGAUAUUUCCUUUCAAGACUGCUCCCCCUUGCUUAGCCCAGACAGAAAGUGUACUUCUCAAGAAUUCUCCUGCGCUAACAAGCACUGCAUUCCAGGGGACAAGCUGUGUGAUUUUGUGAAUGACUGUGCUGAUAACUCGGAUGAGACGGCUUUCAUUUGUAAUGCCUUCAAUGGACGCUGUGAUUUUGAAUUUGACCUUUGUGCGUGGGAGCAGGAGCUGGAUGAUGAUUUAGACUGGAAUCUUAAAGUCAGCAGCAUCUCCGAGGCCAGCACGGAACCAGCUGCAGACCAUACUUUGGGAAAUUCAUCCGGUCAUUACAUCUUGAUAAAGAGCUUUUAUCCACAGCAACCUAUGAAAACAGCCAGAAUAUCAAGUCCCGUGAUAAAUAAGAGAAGUAAAAACUGCAAGGUCAUUUUUCACUAUCACAUGUAUGGAAAUAGCACGGUAGUACUCACAUUGUUCCAGGUGUCAGUCACAAACCGCGUGAAGGUCCUACUUAACCUCACUGAAGAACAAGGCAAUUUCUGGAGGAGAGAAGAAUUAUCUCUGUUCGGUGAUGAGGACUUUCAACUCAAAUUUGAAGGCAGAGUCGGGAAAGGCCACCGUGGUCAUAUCGCACUUGAUGACAUUCUGCUUACGAGGAAUUGUCUGCUAUUCUACAGCUCCACGAAGGAAGAGCCAGCUGCUCCUCUUCCAACAGGUUACUGCCCACCUGGCCAUCAGGAAUGUCAGAAUGGCAAAUGCUACAGACCGGAACAAAGCUGUGAUUUUGUGGAUGACUGUGGAGAUAAUACUGAUGAAAAUGAAUGUGGGGGCUCCUGCUCUUUCGAGAAAGGCUUGUGUGGCUGGCAGAACUCCUUGGCUGAAAACUUUGAUUGGAUUUUGGGCACUGGCUCUCAGCAAAGCCUAAGACCUCCCAGAGACCACACACUUGGAAAUGAGGAUGGGCACUUCAUGUAUCUGGAGGCUACUCCUGUGGGCCUGCGGGGCGACAAAGCUCACUUCAAGAGCACCAGGUGGCAAGAGUCCAGUGCUGCUUGCACCUUGAGCUUCUGGUAUUUCAUAUCUGCAAAAGCGACAGGGUUCAUUCGGAUUCUCAUUAAGACAGAGAAAGGACGAUCUGAAGUAUGGCAAGAAAGUACACAAAAUCCUGGCAAUCAGUGGCAAAAUGUUGUCAUCCUGCUAGGAAAGUUAAGGAAUUUUGAAGUCAUUUUUCAAGGUAUCAGAACAAGUGAUCUAGGAGGAGGAGCUGCAAUUGAUGAUAUUGAGUUUAGAAACUGCACAACUGCUGGAGAAACUUCUGAGAUUUGCCAGGAAGCCACUGAUUUUUUGUGCCAGGAUAAAAAGUGUAUUGCAUCCUACCUUGUUUGUGACUACAAACCAGACUGCUCUGAUAGGUCAGAUGAAGCUCUCUGUGGGCAUUACACAAGCAUCCCUGGGAGCUGCAAUUUUGAAACUACUUCAGGAAACUGGACCGUAGCCUGCAGUCUUACACAAGACUCUGAGGAUGACUUGGAUUGGGCCAUUGGUAGCAGAAUUCCUACCGAAGCAUCCAGUACAGACUCUGAUCACACACCAGGUGGUGGUCACCACUUCUUGUAUGUCCACUCUUCCAAUCCUGGAGAAGGGUCCACUGCAAGAAUCAUUACUGCCGAAUACUUCCCAGCAAGCCUCGGAAUGUGCACACUUCGGUUUUGGUUCUACAUGGUCGAUCCCCAGAGUAUGGGGAUAUUAAAGGUGUAUAUCAUUGAGGAAUCGGGACUAGACAUCCUAGUGUGGUCAGAGACUGGAAAUAAAAGAACUGGAUGGACAUAUGGGCUUGUGUCUCUCUCCAGUAACAGUCCAUUUAAAGUAGCAUUUGAAGCUGAUUUGGGUGGAAGUGAGGACAUCUUCAUUGCCCUUGAUGACAUCUCUUUCACCCCAGAGUGUGUCUCUGAUGAUCUUGCCACAAUGCAGCCCUCACUCUGUGGAGCUGAUCAGUUUGCUUGUAUCUACACACGGCAGUGCAUCUCCAUGGAAGGGAAAUGUGAUGGACGUGAAGAUUGCACAGAUGGCUCUGAUGAAAUAGGCUGUUCUCUCAGACCCUCUCCUCAGCUCUGUGGUGACGCGGAGUUCCAGUGCUCUGCAGAUCGGUGUAUCCCGUCCCUCCUUCUGUGUGACGGAGUGCCCGAUUGUCACUUUAAUGAAGAUGAAUCCAGUUGCGCCAAUAAGAGCUGUUUUAAUGGUGCCCUGGUGUGUACCUCCUCUGACAGCUGUAUCCCAGCUCACCAGCGCUGUGAUGGCUUUGCCCACUGCAUGGAUUUCCACCUUGAUGAAUCCAGCUGCACAGAGUGCCCUGUAAGCUACUGCAGAAAUGGUGGCAUUUGUGUGGUGGACAGAAGUGGUCCUAUGUGUCGAUGUCCACAAGGAUGGAAGGGAAAUCGAUGCCACAUCAAGUUCAACCCUAGUAGCUCCAGUUUCACGUAUGCUCCAAACAAUGUAUGGAUCUUUCUGGGUAUUGGAUUCACAUUCCUGACAGCUCAUAUUAUUAUAACCAUCUUGUGUUUUCUUGCAAAAAGAAAAUUACCACUAAGGAAAACUGAGAAAAGUGGGAACUGUGCCUUUGUCAAUCCAGUGUAUGGUAAUUGGAAAAAUCCAGAGAAAAUAGAGAGUUCUGUAUACUCCUUCUCAAAUCCAUUUUAUGGCAUACCAUCAGCAAACGUGGAGUCUAUGUCUCGUCCUCCCAAACAGUAGAAUCAAGAUCAAGUUGGAACCAACAUGAAAAUUCCACUAGAACCAUUAGAAAAUUCCAUUCUCUAAGCCAACGUAUACAACAGUGAAAGAAGAAAAAGAUCAAAAUGCUAGUUGACAAUAAUUACGUUUCCAAAUUUUUUUUCUUACCAAAUAUAUUAAAUGUUUUCAUAGAAUGAGAAUCAAUACCUUAUCUUCAUAUGAAUGCUUUAAUAAAAUAUUCUUCUUAAUUAA
Chinchilla lanigera (long-tailed chinchilla) is the source of this 6675-nucleotide messenger RNA. It is a transcript of the gene Malrd1, whose product is annotated as MAM and LDL receptor class A domain containing 1. Gene Ontology annotation, molecular function: protein binding. The record is from RefSeq and is a predicted model, not a curated record. Lineage: Eukaryota; Metazoa; Chordata; Mammalia; Rodentia; Chinchillidae. Gene Ontology annotation, cellular component: membrane. The transcript has 40 exons. Bases 1 to 6444 code for a protein of 2147 amino acids.